Messenger RNA from Oryzias melastigma (Indian medaka), 2979 nucleotides. It is a transcript of the gene sap30l, whose product is annotated as sap30-like. Gene Ontology annotation, biological process: regulation of DNA-templated transcription. The record is from RefSeq and is a predicted model, not a curated record. The transcript has 4 exons. Lineage: Eukaryota; Metazoa; Chordata; Actinopteri; Beloniformes; Adrianichthyidae. Gene Ontology annotation, cellular component: histone deacetylase complex. Gene Ontology annotation, molecular function: protein binding; transcription coregulator activity. The coding region runs from base 1426 to 1962 and encodes 178 amino acids.
CUGGGAUAGGCUCCAGCAGCCCUUACUCUGAAAGAGAGACAGCAUGUUCAGAAAACUGAUGGAAAAAAGUGAUAAAAAUUAGCAUGAUUUAAAAUACACGUGACUUCACAUAAAAAUUGUUAUAACAGUUUAACAGAAGAGUUGCAAGAUUUUUACAUUGUUUAAAUCACUGAUAUUUUUUACACACCUAUUUUAUGCAAACAUGUCUUAUUUCUCAACAGACACAGAUACUAUGAUUUGCUCCUUUCACCCUGUUGAGCUACAAAUGUUUUUUUUAACGUGUUCGUCUGACAUUUAAAAGAUAAAGACUUCCGGUUUUCCUUUUAAACUUUUUCCGGACGUUGUCUCCCCCGUGUGGUGCUUAAAGGAACUACAACAUGUCGAUGUCAACAUCUGUUCAUUCAUUUUUGUUUGUCGCAAAACAAGAAGCAACAAAAAGUGGCAGAUUAUAAAGCUUGUUAUUAUUGUUGUUAUAAUUAGGGUUUUCAUAAUGCAUUAAUGUGGAUGAAGAAGUGAUUCAAACAGGAUGUUUAUCCUCCCAGCGUCUCCUGAGAAGCGUGGACGCCGAAAGUUAGACCUCGUUUUUUUUCGUUCGUUUUGAGAACUUUUUGGUUUAAAUGAUCGGUGUACGUGAUAAAUGUAUCCAUUUAAUGAUUUGUGAAACAUUUAACUCGUCUUGGUGGUUGUUUCUUGUCUGCUGCGUAGUUUAAAGUCACUGGUUGGAAGCAACGCCACCUUUAACUCGUUUCAGUUGGAAAAAACAUAUGACGGCGAGUUUAACAGGAAAAGCCCCUUGGGGAGGAUUGACGUUUGCCUCAGCCAAUAGGAUUUCAGAUUUCCCUCCGUGAGCCCGCCUUGGCCGAACAUUGACCAAUCAGUACUCAGUAUGAGAACUUCCUUCACAAAGACGGAGCAUGUUCCAUUGUACGAGCAGUUCUGAAAGAAUAUCGCUUUUGUGAAGGUGUCGGCAGAAAAUAGGCGAAUUUGUUUUUAUUUUGCGUUGUGUUUCGGGAACUAUUGUCACUUCUUAGCGGGACUCGGGGGGAUGAUGGGAAAGUGAGUGCUGGUCCGUGCAGCAAACUAACUACGGCGAUCUCACCGAAGGAAUUCCAGCAUCUGCGGCGGAUCAUCCACCUUGCUCCCCGGCGAGCACGAAGGCCGGCCCGCACGAAAGGCACCCGGCGUCGGCGUCAACCUGUAGGGAAUACAAAAAUGGCUUCAAUCGAGAGAAAUCGUCAGCAUUAAUCGGAGGACGAAGACUGUUAUCUCGCCAAAUAGCCACCUAGCUAGGUUAGCUAGCUAAGCUAACGUUGCCGGGACGACUUCCACAAAAGCGCUGCGCGUGAACGAGGCAGCCGGCCGCCGUCUGCGAGUUUGUAAUUCCCCGCUCGGCCUGAGAAAGUCGGUGACAGCCGCCCGCCCGCCAUGAACGGCUUCAGCACGGAGGAGGACAGCCACGACGGACCACCUGCUCCGCCGUUCUACGGGCAGAGCUGCUGCCUGAUCGAGGACGGGGAGCGCUGCGGCCGCUCGGCUGGAAACGCCUCCUUCAGCAAGAGGAUCCAGAAGAGCAUUUCUCAGAAGAAGCUCAAGCUGGACAUCGACAAAAGCGUGAGACAUCUCUACAUUUGUGAUUUCCACAAGAAUUUCAUCCAGAGCGUCCGCAACAAGAGAAAGAGAAAGACCAGUGACGACGGAGGCGAAUCUCCAGAUCACGACGUGGAGGUUCCUGAGGUGGAUCUGUUCCAGCUGCAGGUAAACACGCUCCGGCGGUACAAGCGGCACUACAAGCUGCAGACCAGGCCGGGUCUGAACAAGGCCCAGCUGGCAGAGACGGUGAGUCGUCACUUCAGGAAUAUUCCGGUGAACGAGAAGGAGACGCUGACCUACUUUAUUUACAUGGUGAAGAGCAGCAAGAGCCGCCUGGACCAGAAAGGAGAAGGAGGCAAACCGCUGGACUAAAGUUUCCCCUCCGCCCCCCCGGCGCCAAAACCCGAACGGCGACACCAAACACGACCCGGACAGCAGCAGAAACCCAAAGCAGCUCCGCCCCCGUCCCUCUUCCUCCUCCUCCUCCUCACCCAACGUUAGCGGAGGAGAAGCAGAGGCCCGACCCGGUCCAGAAGAACUGCUGAGGAACCGGGCCGUCACAGAACCGCUUCUACAUGUUUGAAUGCAACGUACAAUAGAGCUGCCUUAAGACUGAAGACAUUGUGUCCUUUUGUGGUGGUGGGGGGGUCCGAGCUGACUGUGGGGGGGUCCAUGCCAAACAGGAAGUUCUGUUUCUUCUUUUUAUUCCAAAAUAUUUCUGACCGACUCCUUCCCACGCCGUCAGUGUCAGAAAAGGUCGGAGUGGCUUCUUCCAGAGCGGCGCGAUGCGUUCAAGGACGGUGGGAACGAUGUAGCACGAGGCCGGGACCCUCCGUCGUCGUCUGGAUCCUUGGUUCUGACCGUAGAGGCUGUGGCUGCUGACUUUAUCUCCUUACAGAUUAAACACAUUCGUCUUUCUGCAGAUUUGUCUUUGAUUUUAAAAUCUCACAGGAAGUGACGGCUGGAGAGAGCCAGCAUCUUUCAGGAUCGGGGGGUUCUGCAUUCAUAUUUCAUCCCGUUUGGGAAAAGUGCAGACAGGAAUCUCCCAAAAGGAUUUUUGCUUUUCCCUUUUUUCCUCUGAACCAUCUGCAGCUGAGACGCUCUGCCGUGUUUACGGCUUCACGCCUCGACCGUCCAACUUUAAGCAAACACUCCAGGGUUUAUUUACACUCGGACUUUUAUUUUGAAACCAUCCCUCCUCCAGCCGUCUCUCUGCCGGUGACGUCAUGAAUUUAGGAUUUGUGUUUCAGAGUCUUUUUGCUUGUAGGUUUGUUAGUAUCAUGUAGGUAACCGCGUAGGUCAUGCCUCAUUAACCCCCUGUUGUAUUAGAGAAUCCAGUAUGAAAGUGACGCUCUAAAGAUGAUUAAUAAAUGGAUUGUACAGCUGGAA